AUGUUAGUGAUCACUGGUGCUACUGAUGGUAUCGGAAGGGCAUACACCCAUGAGUUGGCCAGAAGAGGAAUGAAUGUCUGUCUUAUCAGUCGAAGUGAAGACAAACUCAAGAAGGAAACAGAGGACAUCCAACAAAAGUUCAAAGUACAAACUAAGCAUAUCGCGUUCGAUUUCAAUACCACCAAGGAUGAUGAUUACCUUAAUAAACUAUUGCCACAGUUGAACCAAAUUGAGGUUGGUAUCCUUGUCAACAAUGUAGGUAUCUCGUACGACCAUCCAAUGUAUUUGGAGGAGUUGCCAAACGAUAGAAUCGAUGCAUUGAUCAAUCUCAAUGUUCGUGCUGCCACUGUCCUCUCAAAGGCCAUAUUACCAUCGAUGUUGGAGCGUAAACGUGGAGCCAUCAUCAAUUUGGCAUCGAUAUCUGGAAUGGCUUCAAUUCCAUUCCUCUCUGUGUACAGCGGUACUAAAGCGUUCAUCGAGAGAUUUUCAACCUCACUCAACUGCGAGUAUGCCAACCGUGGUAUUUUCGUACAAUGUAUUGCACCUGGUAUCGUUGUCAGUAACAUGUCAAAGAUUAGAAAACCAUCUCUCUUUAUUCCAAUGCCAAAUGUAUAUGCACGUGCUGCCAUCAAUUGUAUUGGAUAUGAGAAAUCAACCGCUGGAUAUUGGGCACACCGUGUCCAAACAUUCCUUAUUACCGUCAUCCCAACCUUUAUCUCUGAGAAGUUAAUGUAUGACAUGCACUUUGGUCAAAGAAAGAGAGCAUUGGCAAAGAAAAAAACUCAAUAA
Molecule: messenger RNA, 789 nt
Organism: Heterostelium album PN500
Lineage: Eukaryota; Evosea; Eumycetozoa; Acytosteliales; Acytosteliaceae
Product: SDR family oxidoreductase
Exons: 1
Coding region: 1-789 (262 amino acids)
Cellular component (GO): endoplasmic reticulum
Molecular function (GO): oxidoreductase activity
Source: RefSeq, a predicted model, not a curated record